Cyphellophora attinorum is the source of this 1614-nucleotide messenger RNA. RefSeq lists its product as uncharacterized. The coding region runs from base 1 to 1614 and encodes 537 amino acids. The transcript has a single exon. The record is from RefSeq and is a predicted model, not a curated record. Lineage: Eukaryota; Fungi; Ascomycota; Eurotiomycetes; Chaetothyriales; Cyphellophoraceae.
AUGACGAGCUGGCUGCACCGCUUGCGCACAGAGAUCGCGCCCACCCAGCAGCCCCAAACGACCACGACUCCACAGACGCCUUUGACGCCUCGGGCCGCAGCGCGAACCAGAGACCCAAACACUACUCGAUUCAACAUCAACCAGAAAUGCAUCUACGAGCGUCGCCUUCCUGGCGGAAGUUUUAUUACCGCUCAUAUACAACGGCUACAGAGCGGCUACUAUGAUUCGCCCCUCAUCCAUGAGGACCGGAUCGAAAAUGUAAGGCUAGUUGCGAUCAACUUUGUCUUUCACCCGAGUCGAAGUCAUUUCCGCUUCAAGUCCGCAGAGAUCAGUAUAGCCUUGCAUCGAGAUGGCGACGAGGGGCGGCCUGAUAUUGCUAUACCUGUCUCAUUGCGGAAGCUAGCAACUGACAGUCAAAGCUCUGGCUCCUUGCGCCACGAGCCUCGAAACGUCGCCGGUGCCUACGACUCGCAAGCUCUGAUUCACACACCCGGUACCAAGGCGGCUGGCUACCAACGGCAAACCCAGCACUCAACGCCUCCCCGGUUCCUUCGCCAUGCACCGCAUCUACUGUUCGGAGCUAUCUCUCCAGAAACACUGGAUUGGAACUUCAAUCUGGCAGGCAGCCUCGGUGUCACGCAAGGUCCUGCUACUGCAAGCUUCAAUCCUUCGGGAGGCUGGAAGGGAAGCUAUAAGUUGUAUGAAAUGAUGCGGAUUCAAGGCUCAGUACGAGCACUGCAUCGCUGGUUCGAUCAAACGUACGAUAUCGAGGAUGGGCAAGUGGUGUGGACGCUCGAGGAGAAUCGUUUGCAGAAGAGCGGUCUGCCUCGAGAAUUUACCUUUGUCUUGCUCCUGACUAAGGGCAGUGAUGAUGUCGCGGACGGUCUGGGUCACGUCAAGCUGGAUCUCGACAUCAAGCCGGUGGUGUCUGGGUUCAUGGGGAUCAGCAACGCGAGCUUUCCUAGUCCGCUUACCAAGACGUUGCGCUAUCAGCCUCUUCACAAGGACCUGGUCAAUCUUGAUGUGGAUGUUGGACAAAGGUUCGAGCCUGAGAUCUCCGGCCAAGGUUUCAAUUUCGCUUUGUUGGAGGACGAUUUUGAUCAGUUUGUGUGGCUGCCUGGCACGACUUGGAGCACGAAGGAGGGUGGCACGACGAAGGAAGAGGCUAAUGGUCAGACAUCGUCUGCUAUUGGUGCUGAAAAGUCGCCAGACGGCGAUCGGAAAGGCCAGGGCAACGCGAAGCUGAAGCCUGCGACCGUUCCGCCUCAGCUCUCGUUAUUGGGUACUGCCGACAACACGUUGAACCUACGUGUCAUUCUAGACUCGGCUCGUGGCAGUCCGAUACCAGCACUCCCGUUCAGCAAUCUGAAUCUCAAGACUCAACCUCCUUACCCGUCCAGUCGAGGCCCAUCGCCUGCAGUCCUGGCUCCAACGUCAAUCACGUCGUCCAGACCGUCACAGUCGGACUCGAAGCGCCGAUCGAUCACCAUCGUCUCUGAAGCCAGGCCUUCCGGCAGUCAUCAUUCGCCGCAGUCGCCGAAGCUAUCCAGCUCAGGACCAGGACUUGAUUCGACAGGUGACCCGCUCACCGACUCUGCGGCGGCGCACCUCUAG